Ipomoea triloba (trilobed morning glory) is the source of this 3895-nucleotide messenger RNA. RefSeq lists its product as uncharacterized. The record is from RefSeq and is a predicted model, not a curated record. The coding region runs from base 133 to 3831 and encodes 1232 amino acids. The transcript is spliced from 4 exons. Gene Ontology annotation, cellular component: nucleus. Gene Ontology annotation, biological process: DNA repair. Lineage: Eukaryota; Viridiplantae; Streptophyta; Magnoliopsida; Solanales; Convolvulaceae. Gene Ontology annotation, molecular function: DNA binding; catalytic activity.
CCCAGUCAUCUCGCCCCCUCCACCGGCGAUCACUAGAGAAACGCAAAUGCGACUGAACCAAAAUCUCCGAAAUCCAUAGAAGAAUAUGAAGAGUCGAGGAUAUGAUUCUUUAACCGACUGAGAGAAAACCCCAUGAACACCCAGGUAACACCAAUUUCGUCUCCCUACUGUGCGAAAUCCGCUAUUGAUUUUGUUGACCAAGGUUUAAUCAGCGAUCAAUCUGUUAAAACAAGUAAGAGAAAUACGAGAAAAUAUAAGAAUUGUGACACAGUUGUCAAGGAGAAAGUGAAUAAUGUUAUUGUUUCUCCGUAUUUCGAGAAAUCUCUCAUGGCUAAUAUUGAUGAAGACGUGGGUAGCGAAUCUGUUGUUAAAGGCAGAGAGGGGAAGGGGCAUAGGAGGAAAAGAAGCUCAAGGAAGAAGGAGGAGAAAAAUUGUGACACAGCUCUUAAAGAGACAGUGAAGAACAACGUUGUUGUUGUUUCUCCGUAUUUCGAGAAAUCUCUCCAGGGUUUGGAAUCUGUUGCAAAUGUUAGUGUGGGGAAGAAGCGUAAGAGGAAAAGAAGCUCAGAGGAGGAGGUGAAAAUUUGUGAGACAGAUGUCAAUGAGAAAGUGAAGAACGUUGUUGUUUCUCCCUAUUUCGAGAAACCUAUCAAGGGGAAUAUUAAUGAAGACAUUUUGGGUAGCCAAACUGUUGCAGAUGUUAGAGAGGGAAAGGAGCAUAAGAGGAAAAGAAGCUCAAGAAAGGGGAAGAAAACUUGUGACACAGAUAUCAUAGAGAAUGUGAAGAAUGUUGUUGUUUCUCCAUAUUUCAAGAAGCCUCUCAAGGGUAAUAUUGAUGAAGACAUGGGUAGUAAAUCUGUUACAAAUGUCAGAGAGGGGAGGGAGCAUAAGAGGAAAAGAAGCUCUAGGAAGGAGAAAAGUUGUGGCACGGAUAUUGUAGAUAAAGCGAAGAGCGUUGUUGUUUCUCCAAAUUUCAAUAAAUCUCUCAAGGGUGAUGUUGAUGAAGACCUGGAUAGCAAAUAUGUUGUUAAUGUGAGAGUGGGGAAAGAGUGUAAGAGGAGAAGAAGCUCAAAGAAGAAAAAGGGCGAGGCACAAGUCUCGGAGGUUACUUGUUCUCCAUAUUUUGAGAAUGAUGUACAGGAGAACGCAGAGAAUGUCUUUGUUGUGCCAUUGAAACAGGUUAAACGGGAAGAUAGAGGAAAUGGACCUGUUAAAGAAGUUAGAAUUCUUGAUGUUAAGCCCAAGGAUAAUGGGGAAGUGGGAAAGAAAAAGAAGCAUAAACGAACAGCAAUGAAGGAAGUGCCAAUUCAGUCUCCGUAUUUUGAAAAAGCUGUUGGCUUUGAUGAAAUAAGUGGCAUCGAGCCUUUGGUCUCUAUGCAAGUCAGUGAGGUGAAUAGUGUAGGCAAGAAAAAGAGGGGGAAACCAGUUAAGGAACAGAAACAAGCGUGUGAAACAAAAAUGAGUGAGUGUUAUGGUGGUGACAAUGAGAAAAUUGGAGUUAAAGACAAUUCUCUUGCUCCAAAUACUAAUGUUAAUAAUUGUGAUUGUAAUAGUGACCGAGUCCAAAAUAAAGGUGAAAGUGAGACAGCUGAAAGGGACAUGAAUUUCCAUUCCACUCAUGUGGAAUUGGAAGCAGGGGUCAACAAUAGUUUGGAGGCAAAACAACUGCAUGGUCUUCCAGUUGAUGAAGAUGUUAGUUCUGUGGUUCAGAACAGUGCUGACUUUUUCUCUCAAUGCAAAAGUGGAAACUCUUUGAAGGUAAAAAAUGAGACUGAAGAUGAAAAUGAUUUCCUGAAACCGUUACAUCCUUGUUGCUCUAAGAGGACCAAAGUUGAAGGUGAAUAUGGCAUGUUGAGCAUGAUUUCAGAAUCUGAUGAAGGGAAUAUGAAGGAGUGCAAAGUAAAAAGCAAAGUUACUGAUUUUUUUAGUGAUCAAGAGCAAAAAGAACAAUGCACAAAAAAGAGGGAAAAAGGAACAAGGGAGGAGAUAAAUUGUGGCAGGGCUGUCGAAGGGUCUGUGGAGAGAGUUGCUUCUCUGUAUUAUGAACAAUCUCUUAAAGGUAGUAUUGAUGAUGACAAGGAAAGUGAAUCUGUUGUAAUGAUUAAAAAGCGAAAGGAAAAGAAGUCAAUAAGAAGCUCAAGGAGGAGGGAGAGUGAUGCACUAGUCAAUGUCAGUUCCUCUCCAUGUUUAGAGAAGGGGUUUCCUGAUAAUAUGAAGUCCAUAGAGGGUGAAGAAGAGGGAAAGGAAAAGAAACGAGAACAAAGCACAAAGGACAACCAAACUCAAGUUGCAGUAAAUCAAGCUUACUAUUAUGAUAAGAAAGCAGUUGACUGCAAUGAAAUUAGAGGCAAUAAACCUGUGGUUUCUUUUCAAGUGACUGAGGUGGAUGACGGAAAGAAAACGAAAAGGAGGAAAAGUGUACAUGCAAGGCUAGAAGAAAGGAGUGAUUGUUAUGACAUUGACAAUAAACAAAUUGGAGAAGAAGAUUAUAUGGUUGCAACAAAUAUUGGGGCUAGUAUUUGUGAUUCUGAGGGAGAUAUAGUACAUAAUGAGAGUGAAAAGAAGCUCAGUGGAACGUGUGUCAAUUUCCAUUCUCCUAAGGUUGAGUUGGAUGAGGGGAUGGGGAAUCAUGUGAGAGCAGAUGAAGAACAUGGUGUUUCAGCUGUAGGAAAUGUUACUUCUGUGCCUGUUGAUUUUGGGGCUAGAGCUGUGGGUCAGAACAUUGAUGAUUUUUUCUCUCAGUUUGCAUAUAAAGGUGGAAGCUUUAUGAAGUCAAAACAUGGGGCUGAAAAUAGUGAGAAUUCCUCUCAGGGGAUCAACAAUGAAGAUCAAAAUGACAAGUUGGGUGAGGUUUCAAAACCUGCUUUACUUGUAAAAGAUGUGACACAUUCAUUUGUUCAUUGCCAAGAAGGAUCCUUCUCUGCUGAUGGUCAAGCUGCUUUGUCUGGGGAUAAGAGGAUUAAGAGAAAAAUACACAAAAAUGUUAAAGUUGUUUCUCCUUAUUUUGUGAAUUCACAGGCUGGGGAAGUUGUAGAAAAUGGAGGUCGGUAUAUCAAAGUUGAAACUAAAAAAUCUUCAAAGAAGCGCCUCCCCACAAAAAAACUUUCUCCCUACUUUAACAAUUUAAAGCAAGAACAGGAGAAUGGAGUUACUGAUUCCUUGGAGGGGAAAACAGAUUCAACAAAGCGUAAAAAAGGCCCUGCAAAAACUAAAACUACAGUGUUAAUCAAACCUGUCCUCUCUACUGCUCAGAAGCGAGAUGAAGCUUAUCUAAGGAGGAUGCCAGAUAACAAUUGGAUACCACCACGUUCGCCUUAUAAUCUCCUUCAAGAAGAUCAUGUCCAUGAUCCAUGGAGGGUGCUGGUGAUUUGCAUGCUUCUUAAUCGUACAACUGGUUUGCAGGCUGGGAGAGUCAUAUCUACUCUAUUCACGUUGUGUCCAAACGCAAAAACUGCUACAGAAACUGCUGCCGAGGAUAUUGAGAAAGUGAUACAACCUUUAGGCUUGCAUAAGAAGAGGGCAGUUAUGAUCAAGCGUUUUUCUCUGGAAUAUUUGGGAGACGGUUGGACUCACGCAACACAGCUGCAUGGUGUUGGCAAGUAUGCAGCUGAUGCCUAUGCAAUAUUUUGUACCGGCAAAUGGGAUCGUGUAAGGCCAACAGAUCACAUGCUAAAUAAAUACUGGGACUUUCUCACUGAGCUUCAUGCAAAUGAGCAAAGAGUCGGUGCCUUCAUGGAAUUUGCAAGGGGCUUUAUAUGGGAUGAUUUUGUAAUCUUCAAGUGGAUGUUUUGUACUCCCCUUGUUUCCCUAAUUGGGCAAAAAUGGAGUUAAUACCCAAUUUAGUUAUCAACUAUGGUUUUUCUCGAUUUAGUCAUAAAUAUCUUUUUGUGCUUAA